AUGUUCUGGCUCGCGAUCAACUCUUGGUCUGGCGGCCAGUUCGUCCAGCUCAUGAUCAUCGCCAUCUGGCCCUCGUACGCGCGCCUGCCGAACGCCGUGCCUGCCAGCCAGGGUGCCACGACCUCCGACUUCCUGUCGUUCUUCAUUUUCUGGGUCAUCCAGCUGCCGUUCAUCUUCAUUCACCCCUCCAAGCUGAAGCUGGUCUUCAACAUCAAGGCCGCCGUUGUGCCCGUCGUCGCUAUCGGAACUCUUAUCUGGGCCGUCAAGAUUGCUGGACCCCAGGCCGGCCCCAUUCUCCGCGCUAGCCGCAACCGCGCCCCCGCCGGCAAGCUCCGCUUCAUCGCGUUCUGCACGUCCGCCACUGCCGUGCAGGGCACCUGGGCCACCCUCUCGCUCAACAUUGGCGACUUCUCGCGCUACUGCCGUUCGCCCCGCUCCAACUGGAUCCAGAUCUUCGCCUUCCCCCUGAUCAACACGACCGUUUCGCUCUGUGCUGCUAUCAGCGCCACCUGUGCCUAUGCGGUCUACAAUGAGGACCUGUACCAGCCGUACGACAUUCUGGCCAAGUGGAACACCUCGCCCGGUGGCCGCGCCGCCAUGUUCCUCGGCUCGCUCGCCUGGGCCCUGUCCAACGUCACCAACAACAUCACUGCCAACUCGAUCUCCGCCGCCAACGACCUUUGCUCUCUUGCGCCGAAGCAUGUUAACAUCAAGCGCGGCCAGCUCGUCGCUGUCACUGUCGGAGUCUGGGCCUUCGUUCCCUGGAAGAUCCUCGCGAGCGCCGAGAACUUCCUCGCCUUCAUGUCGUCGUACUCGAUCGUCCUCGCGCCCAUCGCCAUGCUCAUGGUCAUCGACUUUUACGUCGUCAAGAAGAAGAAGUUCAACAUCUACGAGAUGUACAAGCCCUUCGGCAUCUACCGCUACACCAAGGGCUGGAACUGGCGCGCGUACGUUGCGCUCGCCUGCACCGUCGCCCCCAACAUGCCGGGCAUGGUGCACGCGAUCGACCCGACGACCGAGAUCGGCAACAUCAAGUACGUCUACAUGGUCUCGAACCUUGUCGCGUACGCGAUCGUCAUCCCCGUCUAUCUCCUCCUGAACAAGAUCUGGCCGGCGCCCGAGACCAUCGUCGAUGAGCCCGUCCACGACAUCAUCGACGACAAGGACGAGUUUGACAGCCACUCGGACAUCUCCCCCGCCCAGUCGGGCUUCCUCGACGAGAAGGCUGUCUAA
Molecule: messenger RNA, 1233 nt
Organism: Trichosporon asahii var. asahii CBS 2479
Lineage: Eukaryota; Fungi; Basidiomycota; Tremellomycetes; Trichosporonales; Trichosporonaceae
Exons: 2
Coding region: 1-1233 (410 amino acids)
Biological process (GO): nucleobase transport; transmembrane transport
Cellular component (GO): plasma membrane
Molecular function (GO): nucleobase transmembrane transporter activity
Source: RefSeq, a predicted model, not a curated record